This is a messenger RNA of Peniophora sp. CBMAI 1063, 1806 nucleotides long. NCBI's taxonomy places the organism in Eukaryota, Fungi, Basidiomycota, Agaricomycetes, Russulales, Peniophoraceae. The record is from the annotation of a GenBank genome assembly.
AUGGAUGACGAAACGGCCGAAAUUGAGCUCCUAGAGCAGAACCUGAAUAAGACUCGGCAGAUCACUCAACGGAUGACUUCUAUCUUAUCUAGCUUCGAUGGUCGGCUUGUGAAGGUUGACAAUGCUAUUCGACCACUGUAUACCCAGUCUCAGGUCUUGACGAAGCGCUCAAACAAUAUCGACAAGGCUCUCGAGAAGAUCUACCAGCUCGCGAGCAGUCAGGAGGGCACAGCUGCAGAAGAAGCGCUGAUUCUACGUGGGCCGUCUACGGAGUCGCUUACGCGGUAUACGGACGCGCUUGAGCGGUUGAACGCCAGUAUCGCGUUCGCGUCUUCGGACCGUGACCCCCGGGAUACCGCUCGGCUGAUUGAUACAGGUGUCAAGAAACUCGCGCAACUCUUCACUAAACUCGUCGCCGAGGGCUCAUCCGGCGCACCUCCCGGAGGCUCCAACUUCGAACUCACGCCCUUCCCCCCAGACUUAUACUCGACACUCGCACCUCUCGUCGCCUUUCUACGCGGGUUGCCACUGCCAGCCACUCAUCCCAGUCACCCCGCGGCGAAAGCGAUUGAAAGCGCGCUCCGAGAAGCCCAGCGUGGGUACGCCGACAUGCGGGGUAACUGGGGAAGGAAAUGUUUGGACGUGUACUCGCGGCGGGUUUUAGAGCGCGCGGAGACGAUGGACGGUGUAAAUGCGGGACGUGAAGUUGGAAAGUGGACGCAGAACUUGCUCGAUGUUGCAGAGCAAGAGCACGCUCUACUUGCUCAGCUUGCGCCGCUACCGGAGUCGGGCCAACUAGCGCGGACGUACACCGCCCUGCUCACUCCCAUGGUCUCCCUCUUCAGCUCGACCCUCAACUCUCUCACGACCCUCAUCAAGCGCAGCCUACACAAGCACACCUUCCUCGCCCUCUCAGCCUACAGCGCCAUCCACGUCCACCAAUCGCGCUGGGACGUGCGCGUCGGGAGGUCGGACUCAACGUUGCGCGAUGCGCUGAGCGCUAUACGCGCGGUGUGUCUGCGCUCGUUCCCGGAGUUCUUGGCCGAUAUCAAGCUUGCGGCUGUUGGGAAGGGCCCACAAGGCGAGACGACCGCGCUUGCGGACUUUACGCUGAACACCGUUGACUACAUGAAGAACCUAUUGGAGGUACGGGACGCAGUAGGCGACGCUCUCGCUUCACUCGGUGAUGGUAACUGGAGGAUGGGUGAUGGCGUGCGUGUAGCGGGCGCUCAGAAGCUCGGCGUCGGCUCGGAGCAGAUACUGCUCGAGCAUUACAUCUACGACGUCAUCAACACCGUUCUAACAUCCCUUGCGGCGCUCUCCCGCGCCCAACCGCGUGCUUCUGUCGGCUCCGUCUUCCAACUAAACAACGUCGCCUACCUCAAAUCGGCCCUCCUCACUACUUCCCACCCGGUAUCAGGUCUCCUUUCACGCCCCACGCGCGAUACCCUCGCCAGCGCCUUCCGCACCGCCAAGGCGGCGUACUUCGACGCAUCACUGUCUCCGCUGGUUCAAGCGCUCGCGGAUGACCCCGCGCGUAGCGGCAAGACGGCAUACAAGGAGAAGUUCACGCGGUUCUACGAUCUAUUGGAUGAGGCCAAGGAGAGGCAUGCGCUCGUGAAAGUGCUGGAUGAGGAUGCCGAGGCGAGGAGGGAGUUGGCGGAUGAAGUCGUGAGGCUAGUCGUACCGAGCCUGCAAAGGUUCAUGCAGAGGACGAAGGAAAAGGAGUUCAGCAAAAAUCCAUCGAAAUAUAUCAAGAUGUCUCCCGAAGAGGUCGAGCAGACCAUCCGCAGUUUCUAUCGGUGA